Messenger RNA from Alosa sapidissima (American shad), 3132 nucleotides. RefSeq names its product glycolipid transfer protein domain containing 2a (gene gltpd2a). The transcript is spliced from 4 exons. The record is from RefSeq and is a predicted model, not a curated record. Gene Ontology annotation, molecular function: ceramide 1-phosphate transfer activity; ceramide 1-phosphate binding. Gene Ontology annotation, cellular component: membrane; cytoplasm; cytosol. The coding region runs from base 85 to 1020 and encodes 311 amino acids. Lineage: Eukaryota; Metazoa; Chordata; Actinopteri; Clupeiformes; Clupeidae. Gene Ontology annotation, biological process: intermembrane lipid transfer; ceramide transport.
GAGAAAGCCAGAGAGUUAGGGAGGGAGAGAGUGAGGGAGGGAGAGAGGGCUAAUGUGUGUGUGGCAGCGUGAGCCACCAGCAGCAUGAGGUCACUCCGUUUACUCCGUGUGUUCCUGCUUCCUGCCUCCAUGUUGGCUCUGCUGCUAUUUGUGAGUUCAUACUGGCUACCUCAGGGGGCCCCAGAGGGUUGUAAUUCAGUCUGGAGACCCUGCUUCAGUGUGUACAGCCAAACAAGCAAGCCAGAGCCUCAUGCCAUUGCUGAAAGCAACCAUAUCGCUGAGAAUGACAUCCUCAUGGAAGAGUGUCCUGGGCAGGACUUUCAGGUGUCCCAUCUCUAUUCACACCUGACCUAUGCCUUAGGCCCCGCCUCUGAUGUCAUACUGGAUGAAUACCUGUCCAGCUGGGAGGAGCUUAUCAAGUUCAUGAACUCCCUUGGCGCUCUUGUGAGCUUCUUCUCCCCGAAAGUCCAGGAAAAGAUCACACUCUUACGUGACCUCUCCUCUCCCUCCUCUCACAUUGCCCGGAGCGCCCUGUGGCAGCAGCGCCUCAACAAUGCUGCUGCUGUGGACGCCCCUCUCCCCCUAGACGCAGGUACCUACCACUCUGUCCGCUCCAUGCUGGACGGCGAGCUGGGCGCCGGCCUGGUGGACUUCAGCCGGCACACUCCGUCAGGCAGUCGUACUUUGCUGCGGCUCCACCGCUCGCUGCUCUGGCUGCGGCUGCUCCUCGAUAAGCUCCACGAGGGCCCUGAUGCCGAGGGCCACCUGCGCUCGCCCGGGGAGCUGUGCCGUGAGGCCUACCGGCAGGCCCUGGCACCGCACCACCCGUGGCUCCUGAGGCAGGCCGCCGAGGUGGCGUUCGGUGCCAUGCCGGCCCGGAAGGUGUUCCUGGAGCUGGUGUGCGUGACCUCGCAGGAGGAGGCCAAACCGGUGAUGCGGACACUGGUCGCUGCCAUCAAGAAAGUGCAUCACAGGACUCAGAGGAUGCUGGAGGAGAGAAACAUGCUGGAACUGCCCUAGGGAUGGGGAGGAAGGGAAGGGAACAGAAAAAGACAAAUUGAGUGAGGGAGGUGAAGUGGAAAUGAGUGGAGGAGAGAACUGGAGUCUGAGGGGAAAAAAUAUGUAAAGAGAGAAAAAGAGCUCUACAAGUGUGAAAGCUGUGGAACAAGGGAUGAAGAGUGUAGGAAAGGCAAAGGGCAAGGAAGGAGAAAGAGAGGGAAGAGAAAUAUAGGGGGAGAAAGAGAAAGAAAGCUGAAUGAAUGAUUUUAUGAGCUAAAGAUCCCUAGGACCACGCCUUAUAACAACGUAAAAGAUGUCUCUAGCAGGUCUAUGGCAUUGGCACUGUCAUGGCAUAAGAACACACUUUGUAAUUAACUAUUAAUCCAAUAUUUUCUUUUAUUUUUGAAGCCUGCAAGUUAUUGUGUGCAGUACUCGUGGCUGCAUCAAUUGAACAGCAUUUUACAAAGAAAAUCCACCAUUACGGACGUCAAUCCCGUUUUCCACUGUUUAAGUGUGCGUUUUACUAAAAGUUGGCUAAUAAAGCAAACGUAGCACAAGUGCACAGCAAUCAUAACCGCCUGUUCUUGUUCACUGAGUAAAUAUAAACUGCAAUGAAGAGGUGAGAGCAGGAAAAUAAUGCGUGCAAUGCACAUUAUGGGUCAUUUCAACCGGACUGAAAAUGAUCUUAUUAUUAUUAUACUGUAGAGAUUGCUGUGAGUGGACAGCAACCAGCCUAUUAUUUGUGAAGACAAGACACCGCUUUGUGAAGACAAGACCGAAACAUUGCUGUUUUACGCAGCAUAAUGGUUUAAGCUAGCCAAGGCUUAGGGCCUAACUUUAUGUUAUUGUUUUGUUAUUUUGCUCUUCCUGGCCGUUUUGCGUUUCUUGGGGAGUCAAGAUUCCGGGUCGACCUCAAUAUCCUGAUCGCGGGUCCAUAAAGUGAAACGGCACUUCCUGUUUUAACCACAAGAUGGAGAUAGUAGGCGCAUCGAGAGUUACACGACUGGAUUAAAGUUAAUUAUGCCUACGUCUAAAUCUGUGAUAUAACAAGACUACGUCACACGCUCGCGCUAGUAGUGGAGGCACACGCAAACCCGGCGGUGAUUUUUCCCUUUUACUCGAAGAGACUUUAAAAAUAGAACGGUGCAUCACACAGAACACUCACAUGCGGAGCCUUACUCUGGUGUUCAAGGGCUAGUAUUGAAUUUUAUUUGUUAUUAUCACAAGAGUUUUUCAUGUCUAAGACACCUGUGUGGCUGCGUUUGUGUAGCCUAUUAGGGUGUUGUUCACAUACUCAGAUCAGUAUACUAAGAAUCACUCACUGUGACUUUUUGAGAUUAAAAAUACUAAUUGCACAAUGCAAUUUAGUCCUACCAUCUGAUUCCACCCUUCCAUUUCAUGUAGUCAUAGGAUACAGAAAGGGUACAGACAUGGGGUACUCAUAUGUCUAAUGUGUAGGCUACACUCUCACUCACACAUACCCAGAGUAUGCACAUUCUUUACAGCUGAGGUUAUUCAGAGUAUGACUCAGCUCAACACCGAUGUAUGACCUAUGAUUAGUUUAUUGAUUGACUGUUAAUUAGUGUUGUGCUAUCAGGUCAUCAGCUCCUUUACUGACUGAGUAGAAGCGGAAGCUUUAGGACCUCAGGUGACCUUUGACUCCUUGAGAACCAGGCUCUCUCCUCCUGGUGAACUAUGUGCGUGUGUCUGCCUAUCUUCCUCUGUCAACACCUAGACAGAUAUAAUGUUAAUAAUAAUAGUAAUAUUAAGAAUGUAUUAAUUGUAUGUUAUUUAGCCUACAAAAAAUGGAUUGUUACACUAUGUAUGUACUGUAUACCAACGACAGCAUGUGUGUGUGUGUGUGUGUGUGUGUGUGCAGGGACAGAAGUGUUUUGGGGAUUAUGUGUGCACCACUUGGGGAAAGGUUGUGUCUGGUUUUAGGGGAACAGUUUGUAAGCAUUGUGUGAGUGUGUGUUUUGUGUGUGUGUGUGUGUGUGAGAAAGAGAGAGAAAGAGAGAGAUAGUGAGUGAGUGGGCAGAGAAUGUGGAGUUGAUGUGUGUACGUUUAUGAGUGGGCGGAGUCAGUCAGAACAAAGUGUGUGCUCACUGAUCUGGAUUAUAGUCAAUGGGAUUA